This is a messenger RNA of Chlamydomonas reinhardtii, 1500 nucleotides long. RefSeq lists its product as uncharacterized. The transcript has 6 exons. Gene Ontology annotation, cellular component: nucleus. The record is from RefSeq and is a predicted model, not a curated record. Bases 137 to 925 code for a protein of 262 amino acids. Lineage: Eukaryota; Viridiplantae; Chlorophyta; Chlorophyceae; Chlamydomonadales; Chlamydomonadaceae. Gene Ontology annotation, biological process: regulation of DNA-templated transcription.
GUUAUUUGGCUCGGCAUAUCAAGUUGCAAAUGCGACAGUAGGUGGCACUCGCACCGCCGUGGUGAAGAUCCCGUCUGUGAAACCAAGGACUUUCACCUAGCACUUAAACGCAUUACUUAUACUGAGCUUGCUAGUCAUGAAAAGGAAACACGCAGCCGUUGGUGCGCUAGGGCUAGGCGGAUACGCGAGCGACGAGGACGAAGGCGAAGUGGGCUCUCAAGAGGCGGAGGACGCGGUUGAUGACCAGUCACAGGGGGAGCAAGGGCAAGGAGUCCUGCUGCCGCAUUAUCGGAGCAAGGAGUCGUUGGAUGCAGAUGAGCUUGAAGCACUGGGCGAGGACGGGGAAGACCAGGACGAGGAGCGGAGGCGGUCGCCGCUGACUGCGGGGACGUCCAGCGGCGACGGCGACGCAGGCGGGCGCGCGGGCGGCGGCCCGGACCCCUCCAACCUGCUCAGCCGCCUGCCGCCGGGGCUGCGGGACCCACUGCCCACCGAGUGCUCUGAGGCGCUGCAGGCCAAGUUCGGUCAGUACGUGGCGACGCUGCGGGGCCGCGGCAUCAGCCUGACGGACAGCAUCAUGCAGCGCAAGGCCUUCCGCAACCCCGACUUCCUGCAGAAGCUGGUGGAGCACUUCAACAUACAGGAGCACGGCAGCGCCUUCCCGCCGGACGUGUUCCAGCCGGAUGAGCUGCCGUCGGAGGACACGAUAGAGGCGCUGCUCCGGGCGCUGGAUCGGGAGCAGGAGCGGCGUGCGCGCGCGCGGGAGGCGCAGGUUGCAACGGGCACGGCGCGCAUCGACUUCAGUAAGGGUGCGGGGCCGCUGGGGCACAUCCCCGCCUCCAACUCCGCCUCCAACCUGCUCAUGGCGCAGCAGGCGGCGGCGGUGGCGGCGGCGGCCGUGGCGCGGGUGGUGGGCAAGCGCUGAGUGCGGCUGGGUGGAAGGGGGGCGGCGGUGGAUGGUGGAUGGUGGCUGGGAGUGGAGGGGACUGUGGCGGCGGGAUUUGGGGUGGCGGAUUGGCGCGCGGAGAGGCGGGUGGCUGGCACGUGGUGGUGAUGUUGUGUUGGCUGCAUAGCAAAGAAGAUGUUGUUCUGGUGUUUGGCGGCUAGACAAAAAUGAUGAUGUUGCUCCGGUGUUGGCUGCCUGACACCGCAUGGCGCAGUACUGCUGAGGGGCGUGAUGGUGGUGUUGCGCGCCCGUGAGCUGGUGGCUGGUGGUGGGAGGCAUGAGCUGUAGGCGGGUGGACACAGGGUGGUGCGGUCGGGAGGUGGGCCGGGAGGUCGCGGUCCGGAGGGCCUCGUAGGCGUUUGUGCGCAUGGGUCGGGGGCAGGGAUGAGCCGGCGCCGCAGAGCGGUUGUGAGCGGGUGUUCCAUCCCAGAAGGGCACAAGAGUCCCUGAUGCAUGGGUUGCUUUUGGUAUUGCAAGUACAACAUGGGGGUGGUGCCAAGCCCUGCUGUAGGCCUGUGUUGCGCCUUGCUGCCACACGCUGUCACGUCAGCUGC